Schistocerca piceifrons (Central American locust) is the source of this 835-nucleotide messenger RNA. RefSeq lists its product as uncharacterized. Bases 60 to 677 code for a protein of 205 amino acids. The record is from RefSeq and is a predicted model, not a curated record. The transcript has 3 exons. NCBI's taxonomy places the organism in Eukaryota, Metazoa, Arthropoda, Insecta, Orthoptera, Acrididae.
GCGAGCUCUUAGGCCGAUGCCCAGUUCCAACACACAUCCUCGCACAGUUGACGAGAGCCAUGUCACUGCAGGCUUGCCACCUGUUCCUCCUGUUGUCUGUGACAGCAGCAGUGGCACAGACUCGGGAAGAGACAAUCUCUACCUCAGCCGCUACCACACCAGAGCCAACCGCUACCUUCGUAUUCAUCCCCACAAGAUGUCGAGAUGGGUACGUUAUGGUAGCAGGACAGUGCCGGAGAAUGUGGACGCAUGGCCAGCAACGUAGCUUUUUGACAACUACAGCAGAACCUACCCCGACUUUCGCACCGACAACAACACCUAACCCGGAGCCUACAAUAUUUUAUUCACGCGAGAGAUGCCGUGAUGGCUUCGUGCGUGUCAGAGGGCGCUGCAGGAAGCUGCUAAAGGGAACACGCCCUGGAUCAGCUGAUUCACAACCCGCACCCAUGUCUGAGAAGCUGCUCGAAGAGGCAGUCAACGCUACUAAUGGCAGCCAGACCACUCAGCCUAUAGGGAAGUCAGCGGAGCGUACAAUGUGCCCAGAAGGUUCUAGGUUUAAAUUUGGAAUGUGUCUGACCCCUCUUUUUGUGAGGCUAGUAACACUGCCAAAACAUUGUCCAGCUGGAUACGUGCUAAUCGAAGACUCCUGUAGGAACAUCAAGGGUACAAGAUCAUGAAGAAGAGUUGAUGACAAUCUGUUCCACACCUGAUGAGGUCCAUCAUGGUACAAUGUCUACACACUGUCUCAUCUUUACCAAUAUGCACACAAAGAAAAAAAGUAUAAAAUAAAGGUUUUUAUAUUAUGCUGUCAAAACAAUAAAUGAUAUUUUAAGUA